Daphnia magna is the source of this 1286-nucleotide messenger RNA. It is a transcript of the gene wol, whose product is annotated as dolichyl-phosphate beta-glucosyltransferase. The record is from RefSeq and is a predicted model, not a curated record. Gene Ontology annotation, cellular component: endoplasmic reticulum membrane. The transcript has 7 exons. Lineage: Eukaryota; Metazoa; Arthropoda; Branchiopoda; Diplostraca; Daphniidae. The coding region runs from base 179 to 1156 and encodes 325 amino acids.
GCUAUUGUGUGUAAAAACUGAAUUUUGCGAUCAUCAUUUAUUUCCUUGAAACAUUAUUAUGUACCAAAGAUCGCAAUUAUAACCCGUAAACGUUUUUUCUUUCUAGUUAAACACGAGCAGCAACUGAGUGUAGUUCUAUCAGUAACUCGUACAGUCGUACAAUAGAUUUUUAAAAAGUAUGCUGCUCUUAGGGCUGCUUUUGGUUUUAGGAUGUGCAGUUUUGGUGAUGUUGCUCUUCAUAUAUUUAACAUCUGAGACAUAUGCAAAGGUUAUUAGAUUCAAGGAGGAGCAAUUCUAUUUGGAUCCAAAGACUGCUGAAAAGCAGAGGUUUCCUUCAAUUGAAGAUGAAUCUACCAUAUUGCUUUCAGUAAUUGUACCAGCCUACAAUGAAGAGAAACGAUUACCUGUGAUGCUAGAAGAAUGCCUUGAUUACCUUGAAAAGAAGCUGAACAGUGAUCCAAGCUGUACAUUUGAAGUCCUAAUUGUAGAUGAUGGAAGCAAUGACAAAACUACUGAAGUUGGCCUUAGCUAUUCAAAAAAAUAUGGGUGUGAUAAAGUUAGAGUAUUGACAUUGUCAACAAACAGGGGAAAAGGUGGUGCUGUACGAUUAGGAAUGCUUAGCGCAAGAGGAAAACAGUUACUGUUUGCUGAUGCUGAUGGAGCAACAACAUUUGAGGAUAUAUCCAAGCUUCAGAACAAUUUAAAAGAACUUGUUAAAGAUCAGCCCAUGGAUAAAGCACUAGGUCUUGUCUGCGGAUCUCGUGCUCAUCUGGAAAAAGAAGCUAUUGCCUCCCGUUCUUUCUUUAGAACUGUCCUGAUGAAAGGAUUUCAUCUAUUAGUUUGGUUGUUUGCCGCCCGAUCAGUGCGAGACACGCAAUGUGGUUUUAAACUGCUUACGAGACCAACUGCUAGGUUAUGCUUUCCGAAUCUUCACAUUGAGCGAUGGGCUUUUGAUGUUGAACUUAUAUACAUAGCAGAAUACAUGAAUAUACCGACGGGUGAAGUAUCAGUUAGAUGGAUGGAAAUUGAAGGUUCAAAAAUCGUUCCUGUAUGGAGCUGGCUUCAGAUGGGUCGAGACUUGAUCCUGAUGUGGCUGCGGUAUUCCACUGGAGCCUGGAAAGUUAACAUGCGUUCUCAAACGUCUAAAGUGAAAUAAAGUUCUUUGUUGUACAAUGAAAUUGGUUUUUAUUUCAACUUGUUUCAUCAUUAUUCUGUUCAUGGAACUGAAUGUUGUUUUUUGUCUUUGACACCUGGAGUCAAAAAUACACAUGCAUUAAAAAUUUUCA